Messenger RNA from Solanum verrucosum, 1791 nucleotides. Its product is annotated as heat shock factor protein HSF8-like. Bases 172 to 1668 code for a protein of 498 amino acids. Gene Ontology annotation, molecular function: RNA polymerase II cis-regulatory region sequence-specific DNA binding; DNA-binding transcription factor activity. The record is from RefSeq and is a predicted model, not a curated record. Gene Ontology annotation, cellular component: nucleus. Gene Ontology annotation, biological process: regulation of transcription by RNA polymerase II. Lineage: Eukaryota; Viridiplantae; Streptophyta; Magnoliopsida; Solanales; Solanaceae. The transcript is spliced from 2 exons.
AAACUACUUUCUCUUUCCACUUUCGUACCCAAUCGUCUUUCUCUCUCUAAAACUUAGUUUUUUCCUUCUUCCAAUUUUCCGUUUCUAAUCUCCAAAACCCUCUGUAUUUGUAAAUUCAUAUAUGAUCAGCGUUGUGUUAAGCAAUUGAAAAUUUAAUUCCUUCGUUUAGCAAUGGGUUCUACUUCAAUGGACGCCGGAGGAAGUUCUCCGGUACCGGAACCAACACCGGCGCCGAUGGCUAGCGCAAAUACGCUACCACCUUUUUUGAUGAAGACUUAUGAUAUGGUUGAUGACCCGAGUACUGACAAGAUCGUUUCAUGGAGUCCUACCGACAGUAGCUUUGUGAUUUGGGAUCCACCGGAGUUCGCCAAGGAGUUACUGCCUAAGUAUUUCAAGCACAGUAACUUCUCCAGCUUCGUUCGUCAGCUGAACACUUAUGGCUUUAGAAAGGUUGGUUCGGACAACUGGAAAUUUUCUAAUGAUGGAUUCCUAAGAGGUCAAAAGCAUCUGCUUAAAAAUAUUAGCAGGCGCAAGCCUGCUCAUGGACAGAGUCAGCAGCAGCAGCAGCAGCAACUGCAUGGUCAGAGUGUGUCGAUUGGGGCUUGUGUCGAGGUUGGAAAUUUUGGGCUUGAGAAAGAGGUUGAGUGGCUGAAGAGGGACAAGAAUGUGCUUAUGCAGGAGUUGGUUAAGCUGAGACAACAUCAGCAGACUACCGAUAAUCAGAUGCAAACCAUGGUGCAGAACCUUCAGAUUAUGGAGCAGCGGCAGCAACAGAUGAUGUCUUUCCUGGCAAAAGCUGUUAACAGCCCUGGAUUCUUGGCACAGUUUGUACAGCAGCAAAAUGACAACAAUAAGCGCAAGAUGGAAGGAAACAAGAAACGUAGGAUUAGACCAGAUAUUCCUUCAGAUGAUCAUUCUGUUAGCCCUGCUGAUGGACAACUUGUAAAGUACCAACCUAUAAUGAAUGAGGCAGCGAAAGGAAUGCUCAGGCAGAUACCGAAACUAGAUUCUUCUCCUAGGUUAGAGAACUUCAGCAACAGUCCUGAAAGUUCACCGAUUGGUGAUGCAUUCGAUGGCAGAAGUAACAAUCGGAUUUCAGGAGUCACUCUUCAGGAAGUUUCACCUGCUUUUUCGCAGCCAUUUGCAAGUGCAACUUCAGCUAUUGCAGGACAAAGUUCAUUGUCUGCCAACAUUCAGUUUUCAGAGAGCAGUUCCCUGGUUGGAGCUCAAGAUUUGCCACCUAUUUUACCGUUUUCAUCAGAUAUGAUUAUGCCUGUGCCCUCACAGUUGGAAGAAAUUGUGCCUGAAAACAACAAUAUGGAUAUUAAUGGAACAGAGAGGGGCCAUGAUUCUUUCAUGGAUCCCACAUUGUGGGGAAAUGGAGAAUUGCCAUUGGAAAAUGAUAUUUUCCCCCCCGACCUUCAAAUCAAGUGGGAAAGUGCUUUGAUUGACGAUAUUGGAGAGCCUCCUAGUGUGGGUGAUCCCUCCUGGGAAAAGUUUCUUCAAAGCCUAUACCCUACUGAGACAGAAGAGAUGGGCUCGGUUGAAAUAGAAAAUAUUAAGACUACUGAAACAGAGCCGCUAGAAAAUGGAUGGUACAAUGUUCAGCACAUGGAACAUCUUACUGAGCAAAUGGGGCUACUAACAUCAAACACUAAAAUAGUAUGAUCAGUCACCGAAGAGAUGCUGAGGUAAUCCAGAAAUCUCAUCUCUUAGUCGAUUGGUUCACGGGAAACUUCCCAUAAGAUAGUAGCUCUAAUACCUAUUUUCACCUUUGUCACUGGAUUUCUU